Diversispora eburnea is the source of this 570-nucleotide messenger RNA. Lineage: Eukaryota; Fungi; Glomeromycota; Glomeromycetes; Diversisporales; Diversisporaceae. The record is from the annotation of a GenBank genome assembly.
AUGAUACAGCCUUUGGAAGUAACUGAAUAUGAUGUUAUCAUUCUUGGAACGGGUUUAGUAGAAUCAAUUCUUGCAGGUGCUUUAGCGAGAAUUGGAAAGUCAGUAUUACACUUGGAUGCAAAUGGAUUUUAUGGUGGAAGUUGGAGUUCACUUAACUUUCGUGACCUUUUAAACUGGAUUCAGAAUAUGCAAGAAGAAGAAGAAGAAAAGAAUAUAUUACCAAAUUAUGAUGAAUUAGCAAGAUUUUUACUUGAUUCAGAAGAAUUUGAACAACAUGAUGCUAUUUCCAAAAUUAUUACUGAACAAUUUAAAUCAAAAGUUAUUAAUAGAACAAAUGAAAUCGUACGUCACGUAUCCACUAGUUUAUCUAAUUUUGAAAGAAUUGAAACUUUGGCUAUGUUAUUAAAAGAAUCAAAAAAAUAUAAUAUAGAAUUAUCACCUAAAUUGAUGUCAUGUCGAGGUGAAUUAAUUGAAUUGUUGAUUAAUUCGGGAGUUGGUAGAUAUUUAGAUUUUAAAGCUAUGGAAACUACUUACAUUUAUACGGGAAAUGAUGAUAAUAAUUUUGAUAAG